AUGCGUUCGGUUAACGCGGGGCUAAUUAUCGGCGUCGGGGCGUGUAGACCUGGCGACCCUAGCCGUGCCGGCGGGCGGUCGAGACGGUAUCGCGGCGCCGAUCUAUUUGAUGGACUCGCUACUGCGGCGCGGAAUAAUCCCCUAGCCCCGGCGAAUCUCGCGGCUCGGCCCAAGGUGACCGAGAGGUUCGACAUUCAGACGCCUUUACCAGAUAGAACGGGAUGCCGGCGCGACUGUCUAUUUGUGAAUGCGUCGUCUGGUGGGUUCGGGCGCAGGAAAUCAUCUGGUGCAGCGAAGAACUCUAUUAAAACGGCGAUCGGUAUCUCGUCUGCGCUGUCACGUGUUCCGCCCGGCGGCUAUCCGAAUUGUGCGCCUAUUACGUGUGUAAUUGUAAUGUCUAUUGCCAUCAUCGUUCAUGGGCGUGUAUUAGCUGCCAUCGAUUGUCUUCGUCAACAUCGCCCGGGGCCGUGGCGGGGUAAGGAAGGAAAUAAUGGAAAUUAUUCGUCGCGCACAACCCGCGAACUGCUAUCGGUGGAGGCAAUUUGCCGAAUAAAUGGCUCGAUAAUAAUGACGGCGGGCUUCCCCAACUUUUGGCAC
Iphiclides podalirius (scarce swallowtail) is the source of this 597-nucleotide messenger RNA. The record is from the annotation of a GenBank genome assembly. NCBI's taxonomy places the organism in Eukaryota, Metazoa, Arthropoda, Insecta, Lepidoptera, Papilionidae.